ACCUCUCAGCUCUGCCCCGCCUCUUCUGAUCACAUGAUAAUGAUGUCAUCACAGGUCCUUGAGCUCCUGAGAAGUCUGGAGAUCAGUCACUGCCUGAGAGGUUCCUCAGGUGUAUGACAGAUGAAGUCAGACAAUGGUCUUUUACAUCUAUGACCCACCACAGAUGGCCAGGGCCCGGCACCGCAUGACAGCGAGGAAAUUAGACCUCACCCUAGAGAUAAUCGAGCUGAUCACUGGAGAGGAUUACACCCUAGUGAAGAAGUCAUCUGGUGAGUGUGUGGCCCUCCAUGUGUUAGGAGAGCAGAGCAGGAUCUCCAUCACAGAGGAUCCGCUUCAACCCCUCAUACAUGAACAGAAGAUCCUAGGAGUCACCCACAAGAUCACUGAGCUGCUGACUGGAGAGGUUCCUGUAAGGUGUCAGGAUGUCACCGUCUUUUUCUCCAUGGAGGAGUGGCAGUAUAUAGAAGGACACGAGGAUCUGUACAAGAAUGUUAGAAUGGAGAAUAAUCCACAAAAGAUGGAGAAGGACCAGAACUGCAUGACCGCGAGGAUAGUAGACCUCACCCUAGAGAUAAUCGAGCUGAUCACUGGAGAGGAUUACACCCUAGUGAAGAAGUCGUCUGAGUGUGUGGCCCCCCGUUUGUUAGGAGAGCAGAGCAAUAUCCCCAUCACAGAGGAUCCGCCUCAACCCCUCAUACAUGAGCAGAAGAUCCUAGAACUCACCAGCAAGAUCACUGAGCUGCUGACUGGAGAGGUCCAUGUAAGGUGUCAGGAUGUUGCUAUCUAUUUCUCCAUGGAGGAGUGGGAGUAUAUAGAAGGACAUGAGGACCUAUACAAGGACGCCAUGAUGGAGGACCACCGGCCCCUCACAUCACAGGAUGGAUCCAGUCGGAGAACUCGACCAGAAAGAUGUCCCCGUCCUCUAUAUUCCCAGGAUUGUCUGAAAGAAAAGCAAAGUAUCCCACUGGAUCAUCAGGAACGUUCUGGUGCAAAGACAAGUGGACUCGAAAAACUCCUCACAGUAUUAGUGAAUGAUAAAGACGCAAUCAGAGGUUCCCAUGGACAUCUUAAUCGACCUCCAUAUCCUAAAGUGGAGGAAAAUCAGUCAUGGAUCGAAAUAAAAAGACCUGGACAUACACUGGAGAAAACAUUUGCAUGUUCUGAAUGUGGGAAAUGUUUUACCCAGAAAUCAUAUCUUGUUAGACAUGAGAGAAGUCACACAGGAGAGAAGCCGUAUUCAUGUUCUGAAUGUGGAAAAUGUUUUAGAGAGAAAUCCGAUCUUGUUAGACAUCAGAAGAUCCACACUGAAGGGAAGCCGUAUUCAUGUGCUGAAUGUGGGAAAGAUUUUAAAAACAAAUCUUAUCUUACCCUACAUGAGAGAAUUCACUUAAAUGAAAGGCCAUUUUCAUGUUCAGAAUGUGGUAAAUCAUUUACUAGGAAAGAAGUUCUUGUUGGACAUCAGAAAAUUCACACAGGAGAGAAGCCAUUUUCAUGUUCGCAGUGUGGGAAACAUUUUAAAAAGAAAUCUAAUCUUUCCACACAUGAGAAGAUUCAUAGAGGCGAGAAGCCAUUUUCAUGUUCACAAUGUGGGAAAUGUUUUAUUAGCAAAUCAAUUCUUGUUGAACAUCAGAGAACUCACACAGGAGAGAAGCCAUUUUCAUGUUCUGAAUGUGAGAAGUGUUUUACCCAGAAAUCAUAUCUUGUUAGACAUCAGCGAAGUCACACAGGAGAGAAGCCGUAUUCCUGUUCUGAAUGUGGGAAACAAUUUAUAAAGAAAUCUAAUCUUUCCCUACAUGAGAGAAUUCACAUAGAUGAAAGGCCAUUUUCAUGCUCAGAAUGUGGGAAAUGUUUUACUAGGAAGGCAGUUCUUGCUGAACAUCAGAAGAUUCACACAGGAGAAAAGCCAUUUUCAUGCUCAGAAUGUGGGAAAUCCUUUAGUAGGAAAUCAGUUCUUGUUGAACAUCAGAAAAUUCACACAGGAGAGAAGCAAUUCUUAUGUUCAGAAUGUGGAAAGUGGUUUAAUCUUAAACAUCAUCUUCUGAGACAUCAAAGAAUUCACACAGGAGAGAAGCCAUUUUCAUGUCCUGAAUGUGGGAAGCAUUUUAGUCGUAAUUCAUACCUUAUAGAACAUCUAAGAAUUCAUACAGGGGAGAAGCCUUUUUCAUGUUCAGAGUGUGGGAAAUCUUUUCCAUGGAAAUCAGAACUUGUUGGACAUCAGAGAACUCACACAGGGGAGAAUCCAUAUUCAUGCUCAGAAUGUGGAAAAUGCUUUACAUGUAAAGAGUCUCUUGAGAAUCAUAAGAGAAUUCACACAGGAGAGAAACCAUUUUCAUGUUCAGAAUGUGGGAAAUGUUUUAGCAGGAAAUCGAGUCUUGUUCUACAUCUGAGAACUCACACAGGGGAGAAGCCAUAUUCAUGUUCAGAAUGUGGAAGAUGUUUUUCCCAGAAAUCCACUCUUGUUGAACAUCACAGAAUUCACACAAGAGAGCAGCCACAUUCGUGUCCUGAGUCUAGGAAUUUUUUGAGUCAGAAAUCAGGUCUUGUGCAAGGUUUAAAAAAUACUGCAGGAGAAAAGCUGUUGUCAUGUUUAGAAUGUGGGAAAUGUUUUACUAGGAAAUCAGUAUUUCUUGAACAUCAGACCAUUCACACAGGAGAGAAGCCAUUUUCAUGUUCAGAAUGUGGGAAAUCUUUCACUAAUGAAUCUUACCUUGUUGAUCAUCAGAGAAUUCACACAGGAAAGAAGCCAUUUUCAUGUUUGGAAUGCGGGAAAUGGUUUAUACAUAAGACUUCUCUUGAGGUACAUCUGAAAGUUCACAGGGGGGAGAAGCCUUUUUUAUGUUCAGAAUGUGGGAAAUAUUUUAGCCAGAAAUCAGUUUUUCUUAUUCAUCUGAAAACUCACACAGGGAAGGCGUCAUUGUCAUGUUUAAAGUGCGGAGAAUGUUUUAAGCAUAAAUCUUCCCUUGUGGAACAUCUAAUAAUUCACACCGGGGAGCAGCCAUAUUCUUGUUUUGAAAGUGGGAACUGUUAUAGUCAAAAAUCAGGUUUUGUUGAAUAUCUAACAAUUCACACAGGAGAGGAACCGUUUUCAUGUCCAGAAGGUGGGAAAUGUUUUACAGAGAAAUCUGGUCUACUUACACAUCAGAAAAGUCACACAGGAGAGAAACCAUUCUCAUGUUUGGAUUGUGGGCAGUGCUUUAUGCUUAAAGGACAUCUUGAGAGACAUCAGCAAAUUCACACAGGGGAGAAGCUGUUUUCAUGCUCAGAAUGUGAAGAAGGUUUUACCCAGGAAUCAACUUUAUUUGAACAUCAGAGAAUUCACACAUGGGAAUAAAUGUUUUUAUGUCCUGAAAGCGGGAAAUGUUUUACCCACAAAUAAGGAUUUCUGGAGCAUCUGAGAAUUCACACUGGAAAGAAUCCAUUGUAAGAUUGAGAUGAUACCUUCUGAGGUAUUAGACCAGCACCUCCAAAAUAAAGAGGGGUUCAGGUGCACGCAACAAUGACUGCAGUCAUGUAAACGCAAACACGGACUACAAAUAGCAGCAUGCUACGCUAUGUACUAGGACACAUGUAAACCCUUGGAAACCGUGAAUAAAAGAAGUUAAAAUUAUUCCUCAACUUACUAUAUGAAAAUUAGCUCAUUUUUCAUCAAAGUUGUGUCGGGGCCAUCUACUAGCAACUCUUUAAAUGCCUGGCUACAGCAAA
This is a messenger RNA of Bufo bufo (common toad), 3702 nucleotides long. Its product is annotated as zinc finger protein 420-like. NCBI's taxonomy places the organism in Eukaryota, Metazoa, Chordata, Amphibia, Anura, Bufonidae. The coding region runs from base 134 to 3331 and encodes 1065 amino acids. Gene Ontology annotation, biological process: regulation of DNA-templated transcription. The record is from RefSeq and is a predicted model, not a curated record. The transcript is spliced from 9 exons.